GGUCGUACGGGUUGUGUUUGUGCGCAGGCAUCGGUCGCUCUCUCCCCGCCUCGCGACCGCACAGACAAACAGUCGUCGCGCGAUCGCCAUUCUCCGAUUGUCGGUACGUUUCUGCGGAUGGACUCUGGUUCGGCCCGCGGGUGACCCAGCUGCUUCAGGUGUGAUAUCGCGCGAAAUGGACAAUCCGGCACUGGACUCCGCCAGUGAUCACAGCAGCCACGCGUCUUCGGGCUCGCCGGCCGUGGCCAUCAAGCCGUCGCCUUCGCCACCCUCAAGUCAUCACAGCGGCCUAGCCCUAGGCCUCCACCAGCCCGUGCACAGCCCGCGCCAAGCGUCGCCUUUGGGACCUCCAAUGUCUAUGGCCCACCCUCUAAGUCCGCCGCCGGUGUCCAGCGCUUCGCUGGCCCGCAGCAUGGCUCUGGGACAUCUGCCUCCGCCAGGCCUGGGACUGCUCAAUUCUUUGGGUGUGCUGCACGGGCCUCUGGAUCUGAUGGCACACCAUGCUCCACCGCGGUCUUACAAUUCACCGCCGCCCAUCUCCACGUCCGACCCGACAGCUAACGAGUGCAAAUUGGUGGACUAUCGCGGGCAAAAGGUGGCCGCUUUUAUAAUCGCCGGGGACACUAUGCUGUGUCUACCCCAGGCAUUUGAACUGUUUCUCAAGCAUUUGGUGGGUGGUCUGCACACGGUCUAUACAAAGUUGAAACGCUUGGACAUCGUGCCAUUAGUUUGCAAUGUGGAACAGGUCCGCAUCCUGAGAGGACUGGGCGCCAUCCAGCCGGGUGUCAACCGCUGCAAGUUGCUUUCCUGCAAGGACUUCGACACCCUGUACAAGGACUGCACUACAGCCAGUUCCAGGCCCGGAAGACCGCCCAAAAGAGCCCCAGUAGGACUCAGUCUGGCCGCCUCUCAUCUGCAACAACACCAGCUCAAGAAACAGCGAAUGGACAACGGCGACUACCCUUACGAGAACGGACACAUGGGUGAUAUGUCACGAUUAGAGAAGUCUCCUUUGCUGGCCAACGGAUACAAUCACCCACCUCAUCUAAGCCAUAUGCAGUUCAUGCAACUACCGCAUCCGGCGGCUGCUCAUUCGGCGCUGUUGUCCCCUGCCAUGCCUCACAACCUCAGCAGGCACGACGGAUCCAUCAUCAAGAACCAAGGAAUGCCCACGAUGGAGGCCAUCGCGAGGUCUGGCAUUUGGGAAAAUUGUCGAGCAGCGUACGAAGACAUUGUCAAACACUUAGAAAGAUUACGUGAAGAAAGGUGUGAUCCUGAUAGACCUCUGCAACUAGAUCAGAAACCUAGAGAUUUAAUUAGUCCCAGAAAUGUUUCCGCGUCACCCAUCGAACACAGUCCCGUUUUGAACCUGUCGAAAAGCGGCGGCGGCAGCGCGGGUUCACUGGGCGAAAACGACCAUUCGGGCAGCGAAGCUGACGGUCCCGAUGUACCACCUUCGCCGCGGUCGCCCAGAUCGGCCGUGGAGGAAGACGAAGACGAUAACAUAUCAGAGCCGGACGACGAAGACGAUAAGGAUCAAGAUAUGGACGAUGGCGACUUGCCCCUACCUGCCGCCCCCGGCAGCGACUCGCAACAGGCCGCCCUCAACUACUCCACCUUGGCGAGCGCUGUUGCCAACGCUAACGGUCCAGGACCGGACGCGGGUAUUUCAUCCACCGAAACGCUGUUGCGCAACAUCCAGGGCCUGCUUAAGGUCGCCGCAGAUAACGCUCGUCAGCAAGAGAGGCAGAUCAACUACGAAAAAGGUACCAACAGUAACAUGGUGUACUUGCUCAGUUUGGCCCAGUACUAUAUGUACUUGGCGGCCACGCACAAAAGCUAAACGCUAGAGAUGUUUACGAAAUAUUUUGGUUAUCUUUAAUACUUAUUGGUCGUUUAUGGAACUGACUUUAAAAAUAAUUAUUAUUAUUACGGUGUUAAUCAACUGCUAGAUGAUAGAAAAAAAAUCAUUUAAUUUUGGUAUAGUAACAGAACUGUCUAAGGCUAAGAACAUAGUGGAGCGACGAGGAUAGCGGUGAGCAAGCAGCGCGACAUCGCGUCCAAAACAAAUCCGUGAAGACAAGUACGUGCGAACAUAGUAAAGCGAUCUGCUCGAGCGGUUAGAUCAAGCGGCGAGAUCGACUCAAAUAAGUUUGUUUUCGUCGCUCUGUCGCUCUGUCGCGCUGUAGAAAAUGAUAGAUUCUCAAAAAUUAAUAGAUUUAGUAUUUGUAAGAGAGAUUUUAAAGGAUCAGAAAGAUAGUAAUCACCAUAACCGGUACAUUUUAGAUAAGUUAUGAGAUGAAGUGGCAACAAAUUUUCGUAAAAACUUGCCAUACUUUCUCGGGUUUUUGAAAACUUCAUCUAACCAAAUGUUUGCGACACUACUGUCCAGAAUUUUUGCCACUGUUAACAUUUUAAAUUAUCAAUAAGCAAAUGAAAAUAAUAAAAUUGCACAAGUAUCUCGCUAUUUCUCGCCGCUUUACUAUGUUUUAGCACCUCGAGGCUUGAUCGACGCGGUAUCGUGCUGCUUGCUCGCCGCUCCACUAUGUUCAUAGCUUUAGUCGACACAUGCAUACAAAUCCGAUGCCAGCGAUCACAAUUACCGUUUUAGGACGGUACGUGAUUCUGUAUUGGAACAAACCUAAUAAAAAUCUAAGUUCAAAUUUAUUUUCGUAGAUAUUUUGAUAUGAUUUUAACCUGUUAUUGAUGAAUAUGCUUGGCUUACUACUGAAUUAUAUUAAAGUCUUAUUUAAUAAACGACUGAUAGACAUAAACAAGAUCCAUAUUAGUUGAAUUAUAGUGAAAUAAAAAAAUAUUGAAAAACGGUGAAGAACAGGCGAUAUUUUCAAAUUUCUGUUUAAGUUUGAUUUACCAAUAAAUAAAUUAUUUUAAGAAACAAAAAAAUAUUGUAUAAAUGUACAUACCUACUAGAUAAGUUAAAUUUCAAAAAAAAAAGAUGAUGGCAUUGCAUUUAAUUAAAAAAAUAUUUUCUUGACACCAAUGAUAUUAAAAGAUAAUAAAUAAUGUAAAAAAGUUAUUUACUUAAUUUUGUUCUCAAAGUUUGCAAUGUAAUUAUAAUUUCCGGAUUUACUUUGAGAAAUUAAAAUUUAAUUUUUUUUGAGCCGAUCUUUUUAUGAAAUGUAAGAAAUAUUUUAUACAAUUUUCUAAU
Sitophilus oryzae (rice weevil) is the source of this 3169-nucleotide messenger RNA. Its product is annotated as dachshund homolog 1-like. The coding region runs from base 176 to 1843 and encodes 555 amino acids. The record is from RefSeq and is a predicted model, not a curated record. The transcript has 7 exons. NCBI's taxonomy places the organism in Eukaryota, Metazoa, Arthropoda, Insecta, Coleoptera, Curculionidae.